Condylostylus longicornis is the source of this 1602-nucleotide messenger RNA. RefSeq lists its product as uncharacterized. Bases 1 to 1602 code for a protein of 533 amino acids. The record is from RefSeq and is a predicted model, not a curated record. The transcript has 4 exons. NCBI's taxonomy places the organism in Eukaryota, Metazoa, Arthropoda, Insecta, Diptera, Dolichopodidae.
AUGGAAUCGUACAAAUUAUCAAAUAUAAAACGCAAGCAUAACCAGCACUGGAUCGAUAAAGAACUUAUUGAGGCAGUGAAGAUUAAAAAUGGUUCGUUUUCAAAAUGGUCACGUGAUAGUUCCAAUACAUUCUUAGAAAAUCAAUAUAAAUAUUAUCGCAAUAAGGUUACAAGCAUGCGUAGAUAUAAAAAACAAAAAUAUUUUGAAAAAAAGUUUGCAGAACAUUCUACAGAUUCCUCGAAAAUAUGGCAAUGCAUAAAAAAUAUGUUAUAUAACAGAGUCAGUAAUAAAAGUGGUGUUGAUUUACUAAAAGGAUUGUCAGAGCAGAAUGCUGAAAUAGAAAUUAAUAAUUUAAAUAAACAUUUUGCUGGAAUUGGUGAAUCAAUGACAAAAAAUUUUGAAAGUAAAAUUUUUUACCCUCAAUCUUAUACUGACUUGUCGUUUGAAUUUGAGUUUUCUGAUAAAAAUGAAAUAAAUAAGAUUAUUAAACAGCUAAAAAGCUCAAAAACAACAGAUUCACUUAAUUUAUCGAAUAAUCUGAUUAAAAUAUGUAAUGAGUAUUUAUGUGAUUCAAUUGCUUUGAUAAUUAAUGAAUCGCUGGCUGAGGGUGUUUUUCCUGAAGCCUUAAAACUGGGAAGAAUUGUUCCAAUUUUCAAAUCUGGUGAUAAGAGUGAUUAUAAUAAUUAUAGACCAAUUUGUAUUGCUCCUGGCCCAUCUAAAAUUAUAGAAAAAGUUGUAUACACACAGGUUUCUCGAUUUCUCGAAAAUAACAAGAUUCUUUCAAAAAUGCAAUAUGGUUACAGAAUCAAAUCCAACACCGAAACUUCUGUAGGGUUUGCUAACAAAUGGUUUUCAUCUUAUCUACAAAAUCGGAAACAAUUCACACAUAUUGGAGCCAAUAAAAGCGAAAAUCAAUUGGUUACAUAUGGUGUACCUCAAGGCAGCAUUUUGGGUCCUCUGCUGUUUAUAGUCUAUAUGGAUAGUAUAAACAAAAUCGGAAUUGAAGCUGAUAUAUAUCUUUAUGCAGAUGAUAUUUGUUUGGUAUUUCAAGCCGAUAGUUACAAAGAUCUACAAAAUAGAAUGAAUCGAGAACUAGAUAAGGUCAUUUACCUUGAAUGGAUGAAAACUCAAAAAUUGACAGUGAAUCGAAACAAAACUAAAUAUUUAAUUGUUGCUGCAACGGCCCCUAAACUGAAUAUAAAGAUUGCAAAUGAAAAUGAAGCACAAGGACAACAUUUAACUCAAAAGUUGUUAAUGUUUACCCAGUAUUUUUCAUUAACGCUCCAAGAUUUUAAAGAAAUGCACCCAACAAUAAAAAACGUCAUGAUGGAUACACAUCACGGAAAAGCAAAUUCGUUGAUAUUAUAUUCGACACAAAUCAUCGAGCACUUGAAUCGAAUCAAGGAAAAUAUUCCAUCAGAUAUAAAACUCUCAAUAAUAUCGAAAUUGUACAGACUCAAUAUUAAUAACACCAAAGUGGGUGCCGAAUCUAAAUGGCUUCACUUACUUGAUAGAGCAUACUUGUAUAAUAUUGUAUGGCACGAUGAGAAUUAUGAAGUCAAAUUAUUCAAUAAUGGAAUUUUGACAUUUAAUGGUGAUUGA